GUGGGAUGUCGUCGUUCACUGCUGCAGAGUGUGAAGCAACUCAUUGCAGGAAGAAGAAGAUGUGGCCGGAGCUCCAGCAGCCCUCGAUGACGCGACACGCAACAUUGACAUCAGACUGAAUCUAUCUCGUCUGUGGCUGGAUGGACAGGCUCAAAGAAUUAAGGUGGAAGCUCUUCCUCCUCCUAAUUGCUACCAGCAUCUUCAUGUGCAUGCUCGCUGUGACAACACCCAGGACAUCUACGCCGUUUCCAAAUCCCCACGGGCCUCCGAAGACAUGCCUCUUUCGGGUCUCUGGGCAGACCAUCACCCCCCUCAACAACACCAAGCACUUGCUGGUGUCAGCCUUCAUGGACCAGAGGGUGAAAGGCUCGGAUAUACGCGUCAUUGGCAUAUUUAGGAGAGACUCCAUCCAACCCCUUCACUGCUGUUUCUGCUGUGCAGGUUACUUGUCAGCCACAGCUCCUGCAACCAUCUUACAACACGCAGACCACUUUGGUUUUCCCUUCGUCACCACAGAUGUCAUGUGUCCGAUUGCUCAAAACUGCGACGCCACACACGUUGCUCUUCUGACACAGAAGGAGGGUGGGAUCGUACGGAACCAGACCUGGCUCCCCAUAAGAAACAAUCACACCGAGGAGAACGGGGAGGAGCAGUUGCAGUUCAACUUCACAGUCUGCAUCUCCAACCUGUUUGGAGAUUACAACAAUGUGCUUCAGUUUGCACAGACCCUGGAGAUGUACAGGAUACUUGGGGUGGACAGAGUGGUGAUCUACAACACCAGCUGUGGCCCAGACCUCGACCGCCUGUUGCGGAGCUACAGCCAGGAGGGCUUCGUGGAGAUGGUUCCUUGGCCCAUCGACCAACAUCUGAAUCCGUCGAAAGGCUGGCUCUUCUCAGAACACGGAGGGGACGUGCAAUACUUUGGCCAGUUAGCCACGCUAAAUGAGUGCAUUUACAGAUCCAUGGGUCGGUCGCGCUACGUCCUGUUGAACGACAUCGAUGAGAUUGUUAUGCCGUACCGACACAGCAACAUGAUGUCUCUGAUGAAUAUGCUCCAACAGCAACAUCCAAAUACGGGGGUGUUCCUCAUUGAGAACCACAUCUUCCCUAAGAAACACUUUGAGCCAAGUGGGAGGUUUCACCUGCCGCGAUGGAACGGGGUGCCAGGCGUUAAUAUCCUGGAGCACAUCUACAGGGAGGAGCCCGACAGAGAAAAAUACCAUCCACACAAGAUAAUAGUUCAGCCAAGGAUGGUGGAGCAGACCUCGGUACACGAGGUGCUCAAGUAUUCGGGACAGCGUUACAAAGUUCCGCCAAACGUAUGUCGGCUCAUUCACACCCGCGUGGCUCUGCAGGGGAGGCUUUCAUUGGAGCAGCUCAAUGUGGACAAACGGUUGUGGGACUUCCACGAGAAGCUGAUUCCCAAUGUGGAUAAGGCGCUGAAGAGAGCGGGACUGCUGAGCACAGAGGGGCAGAGCUGAUGGACGGACAGAAGUACACUGCUCAAGUGUCGAGGAUCGUCCACUUCGGAAGAGCGGUAUGACAUGCCGACUGUGACAAACUGGUUUUGUCCUGGUUGCUCUUAGAGGAGAACUUUUGAUAAGGGAUCAACGAAAUUGGCCAAAGUGUAUCCUGAGGAGGACCGUACGUAGAAAUAAGCAAUGGAUAGAUUGAAAUUUCUAUACUGCAAUCGAACACAGAUAGAGAAACACAGGCAGCCUUACCCUGUCUUGUCUCAGGUCACUGCGUUACAGUAAGAUGACUGGAUCAUUAAAGGCAUUAAAUACCCAGAAA
This is a messenger RNA of Scophthalmus maximus (turbot), 1794 nucleotides long. RefSeq lists its product as uncharacterized. NCBI's taxonomy places the organism in Eukaryota, Metazoa, Chordata, Actinopteri, Pleuronectiformes, Scophthalmidae. The coding region runs from base 141 to 1481 and encodes 446 amino acids. The record is from RefSeq and is a predicted model, not a curated record. The transcript is spliced from 5 exons.